This is a messenger RNA of Boleophthalmus pectinirostris (great blue-spotted mudskipper), 398 nucleotides long. RefSeq lists its product as uncharacterized. Bases 1 to 330 code for a protein of 109 amino acids. The transcript is spliced from 4 exons. Lineage: Eukaryota; Metazoa; Chordata; Actinopteri; Gobiiformes; Gobiidae. The record is from RefSeq and is a predicted model, not a curated record.
AUGGAUUUGAAAAUGUUGAUCCUUUUGGCUUUUUUGGGGGGAGUUUUGUCAGCACCAUUUGUCAAGGAAAAUGAAGCCAAGAAAUUUAUGCGUCAGAGGAGACAGACAGACUACUGGGAUCCAAAUAAUUCUCAAAACGUAUGGGGAUACACCAUUCAGGAGCAGGCCAAUGAGUACUGGACAUCACUUCGCACUAACGCACAAUACUACAUGGACAUGGGAAAUGUGAUGUUCGCCCGUUCUGUGGCUGAUGAAAACAACCGGUUGUACAUGGAAAUGCUGCGUAAUGCCAGAGCUCACUUGGACAGUCACAUGGGGAGACAGGGAUAAGAGCCACAGCCUGACCCACGGAGGAGCCGCGACAUCACUGCUCUCACAGUGCUGUGCUUCCACAACUG